Messenger RNA from Linderina pennispora, 738 nucleotides. RefSeq lists its product as uncharacterized. The transcript is spliced from 2 exons. Gene Ontology annotation, cellular component: endoplasmic reticulum membrane; plasma membrane. Gene Ontology annotation, molecular function: FFAT motif binding. NCBI's taxonomy places the organism in Eukaryota, Fungi, Kickxellomycota, Kickxellomycetes, Kickxellales, Kickxellaceae. The record is from RefSeq and is a predicted model, not a curated record. Gene Ontology annotation, biological process: endoplasmic reticulum membrane organization. Bases 1 to 639 code for a protein of 212 amino acids.
AUGUCGUCGUCGGUCCCGCUAAUUCGCAUUUCGCCGUCCGAGUUCCAGUUCUCGCAAACAAAGAGCGGAUACUCGAGCCGGCUGCGGCUGACGAAUCUGCAGCAGCGUCCGGUCGGGUUCAAGUUCAAAACCAACGCACCGCACAAGUUCCUGGUGAAGCCGGUGGUGUGUGCGUUGACAAAGAAAGGCAUGGCAGUAGACGUCAUUGUCAAGAGCACAUCGGCAAUCACCGAUACCGACCGAUUCCUCAUCCAGACCGUCGCCUUGUCGGGCGAUGAAGCCGACGGCCUGGAUUCCUCAAAGUGGCGGAAGCUGGACCCGACGCGAAUCAUGGAGGACCUCAUCCAGUGCACGCAUGGCCGUCGCGCGUCUAUCUCGUCGCACGGAAGCCUGUCGCCGCCUGCCAGCCCGCCGCUGGUGGCCGUAUCGCACGUGUACGACUCGGAACAGCAGCCAAUGCUGCCUAGAAUCGAUGAAAAGCCGUCCAGCGGCAGCCAGCAGCUGGCAAAACGUGUGUUUAUGCUGAUGCCCGGAAUCGACAUGUCUGACUGGUCGUGGACUGAAUUUGCGCUGUUUGGUGCCAUUUGCAUGGCCAUUGGGUUUUUCCUGCCUGCCAUCCGCUAUGUUUUGCUCAACUAACCACCCCCUUCCACAUCCAUAGCUUGUAACAUGUACAUUUACACUAAUCCUAUCAUUUCUUUUUAUUGUCUUUCCUAAUACCCAUCUCCUACUCCUCCG